Messenger RNA from Otolemur garnettii (small-eared galago), 799 nucleotides. RefSeq names its product SWI5 homologous recombination repair protein (gene SWI5). The transcript is spliced from 5 exons. Lineage: Eukaryota; Metazoa; Chordata; Mammalia; Primates; Galagidae. The record is from RefSeq and is a predicted model, not a curated record. Gene Ontology annotation, biological process: double-strand break repair via homologous recombination. Gene Ontology annotation, cellular component: Swi5-Sfr1 complex; Swi5-Swi2 complex. Bases 1 to 519 code for a protein of 172 amino acids.
AUGAAAGGAAAAGGGGCGUGGCCAGGGAGCGACCGCGGCCUCCUUCAAGGAAUUCUAGUUCCUGAAGGACCUGAGAAGCCACUCUCCGGCACCGCCCUGGACCCUCUUGCGCCACUCAAUCCCCCACCCCGGGGGCCUCGGACUCCAGGCCUCAGGAGAUUUCUCUCCAGGGCCGAACCAGGACUUAACCGAAGUUACCGUGGCACCUUCAGAUCCCCUCAACCAUCUCCAAAGCCUGGCCAGGCUGAUGGGACUGGUGAAGAAUCUCUGCUCCUAGACAUUCAGAAACUGAAGGAGAAGGAGGACAUGCUGGACAAGGAGAUCUCCCAAUUAAUAUCUGAAGGCUACAGCGUGGAUGAACUGGAGGACCACAUUGCCCAGCUCCAUGAGUACAAUGACAUCAAGGAUAUAGGGCAGAUGCUGCUGGGCAAACUAGGUGAGCAGCAGAACCCCAGAGGAGCAACCAGGGUUCAGGAGGCAUCCCUUUCCCUAGGGGUGCUAGAUUUUCUCCUUUGGUAGCCUUGCCCUCCCCUUCUCAGUGCCCCACUCCUAGAAUGCCCACUGAAUUUCUGGUCUACCUGGACACCCAGAAAAGCUGCUAUGUAGCUCUUACCUGAGUUCUUGGGUUUUUCCUUAAGUACAGAGCCUGCUUGGGAGCUGCAGGCAGGUUUAAGCAGGACUCACCACCUGCUAGACUAAGGAUUAAGGGUCCCAGUCUUCCAGGACCUACUCAGAGUGAUUUCAGUACUAUCCAUGCCUCAGGUGUCUGACUUGCAAAAGAGGCAGCAAGUACAAGGAA